Messenger RNA from Annulohypoxylon maeteangense, 1190 nucleotides. RefSeq lists its product as uncharacterized. The coding region runs from base 618 to 938 and encodes 106 amino acids. The transcript has 2 exons. Lineage: Eukaryota; Fungi; Ascomycota; Sordariomycetes; Xylariales; Hypoxylaceae. The record is from RefSeq and is a predicted model, not a curated record.
UACGACGACUGGACGACUCAGCGAUGGAUAUACGCUUAUAUGGGUAAUGAGUGUGGUAGGUAGGGCACCGUCGCCCCGUAAGAUGUGUUCUCUGGCAUGUCAACCCGGGUCUAGCGAAUCGUAAGCAGCGACAACCCUAUAUUAUACCCCGGAUGAUUGGUUCCUCGAAACGUUGACGCAACGCCAUGGUCGUCUGUUAUUGGUUUACCCCGCUUCCUCUCAUUGUUCCUUCCCCAGAUGGUCAGUGGUCAGGUCGUGCGUUGGACCAGCACAAAGAAGGUGCUAUCAAACUGGUCUGGCACUCGCCCUCCCCUUUAAAAGGCUAUGGUUCCCCUUCCCUGACACAACCUUCUACAUAUUACACACAUCUGGUUUCUUGCCUCGACCUUUCGACAAGAGUGCCGCCACCAAUACCAUCACAUCCCUAUAGAGUGAUACUACCUCAGGUGCAUGUUAAGGAAGCAUCAUACAAACCCAAGACUCCUACAGGCUCAGACUAUUGAUCUGACCUGACAAGACCCCUAUCUAUCAGCCAUCCAUCCUCAACAAAACACUUUCAUCAUCACCAUCAACAACAACAACAACAAACAUCACACAUCUACUUAAACAAACCAAACAUGCCCGUCCGCAUCCCCAAAGCCCGCUCGACAGAAAUCGCGACCUUCGGGUUCGCGGGCGUGGCCGGGUUCGCGCCCUUCUACUUCAUGCUUCCGGGGGCCGAGGAACGGCUAGCGGCACAGACGACACGGUGGGCCCCGCGGUGGGAGCGGAAUAUCAGCUACUUCGCGCCCCCGGCCCAGCGUAUUGCCCAGCGCGUCGAGCCCCGCCUCGAGCGCACCGUGAAGAGGAUCGAUGACCGUCUGCCUUUGGAAAAGAUGGCGAAGAAUGUGGAUAGGAGGAUUAAGUACGGGAUUGAGAAGUUUGGGAAGCAAGAGUAGGGAGUGGUGAUGGUUAGUAUGGAUCGAUGAUGGGAUGUGGAUGGAUUGGGGAUGGAAUGUAUAUAUACCUAGUAGGUACUGGUCGGUUUAUCCAAGGCAUGAGAUAUGAUAUCAGGUAGUUUGGAAGGCAUAUUUAUGAGUUCGGUGUACUUCGUUCCGUUGUCGUGGGCGAGUACGGGCGCUUAGCGCUCUGGAUGAGCAUGAAUGACUCGUCCGGUAUGCAGUAGCAUAUAAUCAAAGCUAUUAAAUGCA